Molecule: messenger RNA, 750 nt
Organism: Phycomyces blakesleeanus NRRL 1555(-)
Lineage: Eukaryota; Fungi; Mucoromycota; Mucoromycetes; Mucorales; Phycomycetaceae
Exons: 1
Coding region: 1-750 (249 amino acids)
Source: RefSeq, a predicted model, not a curated record
AUGUUACCGCUUGAACUCAUCCUGCGUAUUGUUGACACAUGUCUUGACAAUGAACUCGAGUUGUACAGUACUCUUACCCGAAAACCCCAGCACAACUCAUACUGUAUACAUGCUCUGUUGCAAACAAACACUCAGCUGAAUUAUUAUGUUUCACAACAUCCCAUGUUUCAUCGCCUGAAGAUGUUCCGUGUGCUUAAUCGCAUUCUACAUCAAACGGAGCCAGUGCCUAUUGCCAUUUACACUACUCAUGAUUGGACACUUCUCCACCUUGAUUGGACAAUUGAGCGCCUUCAGACAGACAAACAUGAAUCAUUCUUAGUUGCAAAUGAAGCUCGUGUCUACAAGAAAACCCGUAGAUGGUCUCGUUACAACAACACGAUAUAUGACAAGAGUGUUCCAUUAAUGUCCUGUGAAUAUCACGUAUUUGUGGAUAACCUCUGCAAGUUUGCGUACCAGAACUCCUUUUCUGUUUGGCUCUGGAAGUCAUCACCAAGUUUUUUCAAGGGUAAUAAUAUGCGCUUACUGACUCACAAGCCUCCUCAUUCCACUAUCUGUGGAAGCAAAUGUUGGAAUUGUCAUUUUGUCCAACUACCAAAGGCUAGACCCUUUAAGCUUAUAGCAGAAAAUCAAGGCUAUACUUUGAUGGCGUGGGAUCGACCUACGAAGGACAACCGAAGGUUCACAGAAGAUGUGUUGCGAUGCAAUAUUGAACUGUUCGGUAACCUGUUUCAACAUGCAAGUUCUUAUUAA